Molecule: messenger RNA, 820 nt
Organism: Zophobas morio
Lineage: Eukaryota; Metazoa; Arthropoda; Insecta; Coleoptera; Tenebrionidae
Product: pupal cuticle protein C1B
Exons: 2
Coding region: 192-749 (185 amino acids)
Source: RefSeq, a predicted model, not a curated record
UCACCCAUCGGCCAGCUGAUGGUAAUGAUGUCAUACCAUGGUAUUAAACGACACAAUUACCCAAAGGGGCGUCGGCUUUACGAACGAAAACGAAAGUGUAACACUACCCUGGGGCGAAAUUUUGAGAUAUAAAAACCUCCCGACCAAAAGCACCCAUCAGAUCAACCCAAACACCCAACAUCAUCCACACAAUGGCUUUCAAAUUCGUCGUCUUCGCCGCCGCCUUGGCUUGCGCCAACGCCGGUCUGCUCCCAGCCGCCGCCCCCGUGGCCUACUCCGCGGCCCCCGCCGUCGCCUACUCCGCCGCCCCCGCCGUCUCCCACGUAUCCUACUCCAGCCCCGUGGUGUCUUACGGCGCCCCCGUCGCCGCCCCCGCCAUCACCUCCCAGCACUCCAACAUCCUCCGCAGCUUCGGCAACUUGGGCCAAGUCUCCACCUACUCCAAGACCAUCGACACCCCCUUCUCCAGCGUCUCCAAAUCUGACGUCCGUGUAAGCAACCCCGGACUCAGAAUCGCCGCCGCUCCAGUGGCCCACGCUUACGCCGCCCCUGUGGCCCACGCCGCUUAUGCCGCCCCUGUGGCAACCGCCGCCUACGCCGCCCCUGUGGCCCACGCCGCCUACGCUGCCCCUGUGGCCCACGCCGCCUACGCCGCCCCUGUCGCUAAGGCCAUCGGCGUCGCCUACUCCGCCGCUCCCGCCGUCUCCCACGUCACCUACACCGGCUUGGGCGCCAGCUACGGAUGGUAAACGAUGACGCGUAUUUAUUUAUUUAUUCUGUACUCUCUUGUAUAUAAUUUCUUCAAUAAAAGUUUGAAAAU